AUGAACACUUUAGCAAAUCUGCUGAUAGCUGGAGUAGUGAAAGUAUGUGGAGGACCUGAAUUCGACCUUCUAAGUAACCUUUUAUGGGUAUAUUUUAUCACAGGAGUCAGAAAUACUUUACAAGCUCUCAGGGAUAAAACGAAGCCUAAAUUGUUAUUUGAAGAAUCGAUAGCUCUGCUUAAAACAGAAUUACUCAUUAUUCUGUUUGAUAUUCACAAGGAUUCUGGCUUGUCAGCUGCAAUAGGCGAAUACCUAAGUGACCAUCUGAAAUAUGUGCCAGUAACCAUUCUAAAUUUGGUUUGUAUUUAUGCAAUUGCAAUUUUAACCGAAUUCACGUCCAAUGUAGCAACAGUGUCAAUUUUUAUUCCCAUUAUUUAUAGUUUAUGUGAAGGAAUUGGAAUACAUCCGUUUACGUUGGCAUUGCCUGCGACUGCCGCAGCUUCAUUUGCAUUCAUGCUUCCUGUUGCAACCCCACCUAAUACGAUUGUUUUCGCUAAAGGAAGAGUACGAGUUAAAGAUAUGGUAAUAGCUGGAAUCCCCUUAAAUAUAAUUGGCGGUCUUAUUGUACUCACAGCGGUAUCUACUUAUGCAGUACCACUUUUCGGAUUGAACAACAAACCGUCAUGGAUGAAUAAUGCUUGA
Messenger RNA from Trichobilharzia szidati, 642 nucleotides. Lineage: Eukaryota; Metazoa; Platyhelminthes; Trematoda; Strigeidida; Schistosomatidae. The record is from the annotation of a GenBank genome assembly.